Messenger RNA from Leucoraja erinaceus (little skate), 1317 nucleotides. RefSeq names its product C-C motif chemokine 20-like. The record is from RefSeq and is a predicted model, not a curated record. Gene Ontology annotation, molecular function: chemokine activity; CCR chemokine receptor binding. Gene Ontology annotation, cellular component: extracellular region. The transcript is spliced from 4 exons. Gene Ontology annotation, biological process: neutrophil chemotaxis; lymphocyte chemotaxis; positive regulation of GTPase activity. Lineage: Eukaryota; Metazoa; Chordata; Chondrichthyes; Rajiformes; Rajidae. Bases 632 to 940 code for a protein of 102 amino acids.
AUAUUUGCUAUCUAUCUGAGAGAACCAUACUUGAAUGUGUGUGGACCUGCAGAUAUCAACCAAUACCUUCUUUAUUGUCAUAGUCACUUCUUUUAAAAUCUUGGUAUACAGGUCACGACAUCCUGGGGAUUUGUUGGCAAUUUGGAUUUCUCCAAUACUAGUUUUGUUUUUAUUAAUGCUAAUUUAUCUCUGCACUCAAGACCUUUAUUUCUCCACGACUAGGAGCUUUGGUUUGUCUUACAUGAAGAUACGCUCAAAAUCUUGGUUUAAGGUUCUUGCCAUUCUCUUAGCCCCCAUUAUAAAUAUUUCCAUCGUCUGUUCUUAGUUGCCACCAAUAGAUUGCUUUGCAGCGGAAGGUCGGCAAGAAGAUAAGAACUGAGCAACCAUGAAGAGUAAGUGUGACCACAGACAAGAGGAAAUUCACUAUUCAUGGUCCCCGAAUAUACUUACAUCGGUUUGAUAGAAGGUGAUUAAGACUGUAUUGUGGGAAGAUAAAACUGAAAAGGAAAUGCUUUUUUUCCCCCAUGACCAAAAAAGCAUAUAAAAGCAGAUCAUUGCACCUUCCCAUCAGAUCAGCUCUACACUCUCUUGAUCUCCUGAGGAUUGCCACCCGCUGCUUUACAUCAGUAGAAUGAAGCAAAUCAACUGUAGGAUUCUGCCCCUGGCAAUGUUCAUAGGACUGCUGAUGCUGAGCACCAUGGAAAAGUUCCCAUUUGCAGAUGCUCAAUCUCCAAUUGACUGUUGUCUAUCAUAUACCUCAAAACCUUUACCUUCGAAGCUAAUUAGAGGCUACGUGAGACAGUUUUCAAAUGAACUCUGCAGCAUUGAUGCAGUCAUAUUUUACACAAGGAAACGCUUAAGUAUCUGUGCAAACCCUGAAGAUAAGUGGGUGAAAAAUGUAAUCGGAGUUUUUCUGAAGAAAGAAAUGAAACAGAAAUGAGAGACGGAAUCACCCCAAUUCCAUGGGAACUAGGAAAUCCGACUUUCAUAAUGUGAUGGAAAAAGACUAUUGUACUGAUUUUUAAUUUGUAAUUCACUUUGGUAUGUGAUUUGUACACCUCUCAUCUCAUCCUUCAGAGAUACACAGUUUUUGACUUUCCGUCUCUCCAGAGAUGCUGCCUGUCUCACUGAGUUACUCCAGCAUUUUGUGUCUACCCAGAUUUUGAUUUUGUAAGCUAUUGUUCCUAAAAAUCAUUGUGAGUGCUUUAUUCAUCGUGUAUUUUACAGGUCAAUAAACAAUCUCAUAACAAUAUUUUGACCAUUUUGAUAUUGAUGUAUUCAUAUUUGAAUUAAACUGUUUCAUUUAUUAAGUUUAAA